CAGGUUACACACCAAAACUCAGGUUGUAACUACUCGGGACCCUUUUAACACCCUGUCCCCGCCCCUCGCCGCUUGCUCGCUGGAUCAUUCUCAGGGGGAGAACACACUCUCCGGCCCUCCACAACUUCCUCUCAUUUUUCUUCAGGAUGAAUCCCGCAGAAGGGGCUUCUCUCAGCUAAACACCUACCGUGGAGUAUCGAACAGGCUACUUUCCAUUAACGUUCUUUAACUUAAUUAGGAGCAACUGGAUAUCUUUCAUAGCCAAUAUUUGCUGACUGCAUUGUCUACAAUUAAGAUCAAGAUAAUCUCAGAUCUUCUUCGAUCAAGGAAACUCAAGUGUGAUAACUUGGAACUUUAAUUUUGAAUCACAUAUCCCUUUUGUUUGGAUUCUCUGUUAACGGGAUUCAGAUGCGUUAGUGCGAGAAUGACCGGCAACUGGAUACAAUUCCUGGCGUUAGCGCUGUUUAUCAGCGCGCAGCCAAUCUGCGGCAUCCCCCGGGCAGAGGGCCACUUUGGCCCCGGUGACAGCGCCUCCACUCUGGCCUUCGUCUUUGAUGUAACCGGCUCCAUGUACGACGACCUCAAACAAGUGAUUGAAGGCGCAUCUCGGAUUCUGGAGAAGACUUUAAAUCGGAGGACAAAGCCCAUCAAGAAUUUUGUCUUGGUACCUUUCCAUGAUCCAGACAUCGGCCCUGUGUCCAUAACCACUGACCCUAAGAAGUUCCAGAGGGACCUUCAGGAUCUGUUUGUUCAGGGUGGAGGGGACUGUCCAGAGAUGAGUAUAGGGGCCAUUAAGAAGGCUCUGGAGGUCUCGCUGCCCGGUUCCUUCAUCUACGUGUUCACAGACGCCCGCGCCAAAGACUACCGCCUCAAACGCGACGUCUUGCAGCUGGUGCAGCUUCGCCAGUCUCAGGUGGUGUUUGUGCUGACUGGAGACUGCGGUGACCGCACCCAGCCGGGGUACAGGGCCUACGAGGAGAUCGCCGCCACCAGCUCCGGACAGAUCUUCCACCUGGACAAGCAACAGGUCAACGAGGUACUGAAAUGGGUGGAGGAGACGGUCCAAUCCAUGAAGGUCCACCUGCUCUCCUCAGACCACGAGCAUGCCGAGGAGAACACGUGGGAUCUGCCCUUUGACCCCAGCCUCAAAGAGGUCACCGUGUCGCUCAGCGGCCCAGCGCCCCUCAUCGAACUCCGAGACCCCUUCGGUCACAUGGUGGGUGGUGAACACCAGGGGCUGACGGAACUCCUGAAUAUCCCGAACUCUGCCCGAGUGGUCAACUUGAAGAACCCACGACCAGGUGCAUGGACACUAAAGGUUGGCUGUGCUGGGCGACACACACUCCGUGUGACUGGUGUCAGUAACCUGGACUUCAGAGCAGGAUUCUCCAGUGUCCCUGUCUCCGAGUACCACACCAGGGAGAGGCCCAUCAAAGGUCUGCCCACCCACGUGCUGCUGAAGUGUUCAGGGCUGACCCCCCCCGGCCUGAUCACACACACGGAGCUGGUGUCAGCGGGGGGGCGUUCUCUCCGCACCCUCCCUGUGCCCCUGCCAGCUGACCGCGGCUCUGGCGGCCUCUGGAGCGUCCCCGAGUUCCGCUCGCCCUCCCAGAGCUUCUUCAUGAAGGUGUGCGGGAAAGACGCCGACGGAUUCCCCUUCCAACGGCUCUCCACCGUGUCCUACACAAACAUUAUCCCAGUGCCCCCCUCAGUGAGUAUGCCUGCGGUGGUGCGUGGGUACUACAUGCAGCCUGCACUGCUGAGCUGCUCUGUGGACAGCGAUGUUCCUUUCCGUCUCCGUUUCACCCGCGAUGGAGUCACGCUGGGACAGGAGCAGCCUUUCCAGUCCUCUGGCAAAGCAUCAUGGGAAAUCCCCCACGCGUCCGGCAACGAUGAGGGCUUUUACGAGUGUGUGGCCCAGAGUAGCGCUGGCACAGGGCGAGCCAUCACACAACUCACAGUCACAGAGCCUCCCCCAGUGUUGCGUUCGGCGGUGAACGUGUCGGCGUCGGUGGGGGGCGUGGCUCUGCUGCGCUGCCAGGUGGACGGCUCCAUGCGCCACAACCUCACCUGGCUGCGCUCCGGCCACGUCCUUGGCCAGCGCUCCGGACGCGUCCGCCAGCGACCCGACGCCUCGCUCGAGAUCAGCGCCGUGACAACGCAGGACGCAGGGCAGUACCAGUGCGUGGCCACCAACUCCCACGGAGACAGUCGCAUCAACGUCUGGCUGCUGGUGCCAGAGGCCCCGCGUGUGGAGGUGACACCCCAGACACAGAGCUUCACGCUGGGCUCAGAGGUGACCCUCUCCUGCUCCGCCUCUGGGUCUCCUCCACCAAAGCUCUUCUGGAGCCACGGGAACAUAUUCAUCAGCCGCAACCACAGGAUGACCAUAUCGGAGCGCGGGACCCUCACCAUCAGACACACCAUCGCAGAGGAUGCUGGGAACUACACGUGCCUCGCCACCAACGAGGCUGGCACUGCCAGUCAAUCCACCUACCUCACCUUCGCAGAGAAGCCCAGGGUGUCUGCGGUGCGGUCUACUGUGCUGGUGGAGUCGGGGGGGGAUGCCACCCUCCAGUGCAGCGCCAGCGGGAACCCCCCACCUCUCAUCCACUGGUACAAAGGUGAUCUGGACCUGGGUGAGGUGGCGUUUGCGGAGCAGGAUGUGCAGAGCGGUGAGCUGCGGAUCAGAGGAGUGCAGGGGCUAGACGCGGGGCAGUACACCUGUGUGGCCAGCAGCUCCGCAGGGACCACCUCAGCAUCCGUGCACCUGGAGGUCGGAGUUGCCCCCCAGUUCUCCGAGGCUCCUCUGGACAUGGCAGUGGACGUGGGGGAGAAUGUGACCCUGCUGUGUGUCGCCCGCGGAGUCCCGGUCCCCACGGUAACGUGGCGCCGUGGAGACGGCCGUCUCAUCCCUACCAAACCAGGCGCCCACGGCAACGACCUGCAGCUGGCAUCCAGAGCUCUGCACAUCCAGAGUGUGUGGCUGGAUGAUGAAGGCGUGUACAUCUGUGAGGCUGAGAACCCGUUUGGAUCCAUCAGAACCGAAGCCAGAGUCUCUGUCACUGGUGUGGUACCCCCGCUACUGGCUCAGGUCGCUCCAGUCAGCACCACCGUGAUUGGUCAGUCCCUGACUAUUCCUUGCAUGCUAUUGGACGGCGUGCCACUUCCUGAAAGAGUCUGGACACAUAAUGGACAACAGAUGGAGUUCAGUAGUCGGGUGUUCCUCCGCAGUGACGGCAGUCUGCACGUGGAGAGGGCCGCUGCAGAGGAUUCUGGGACUUAUGUGUGUACUGCCAUAAAUGUGGCCGGAUCUGCCAACAUCUCAGUCAGCCUGGAGGUUCAUGUGCCUCCAGAGAUCAACCAAGGGCCUGUGCACUACAUAGCCAACGAGGGCGUGGGCAUCUCCCUAUCCUGUGUGGCCAGAGGAGUGCCCCUGCCCACCCUGCUGUGGGCCAAGGGCAGAGACCCCAUGCCCCCGCAGGGUUUGGCGCUGCGCUGGGACCCCGAUGGUGAGCUCCACAUCCCGAGCCCCACGGCGCAGGACGCAGGGGUGUACGUCUGCACCGCCACCAGCCCCGCGGGUUACGCCAGCCGAGAAGUGCAGCUCAGCGUCAACACGAAGCCCAAAAUAGCCGGAGUGGACGAGCAGCAAAAGCCAGUCAAGAUGGCCGCCGAGGUGGGGUCAGAGGUCAUCCUGCCGUGUGAGGUGGAGGGCAGCCCGACCCCAUCGGUGACCUGGAGCCGGAACGGCCACCCCAUCCCUCCUGUCACUGCCUGGUUCACUGUCCUUCCAUCUGGCUCUCUGAAGAUCACUGAUGUCCGUGUGAUUGACAGCAAGCUGUACACCUGCUCUGCAGCCAACCCAGCUGGCAACGUGUCCCUCACCUACAAUUUACAUGUUCAAGCGAAACCCCGGAUCCAGGCAGCGCCCUCAUCGCUGAAGGCCCUGGUUGGCCAGACGGUGGUUCUGCCAUGUGUGGUUCAGGGGGAACCCAGGCCGGAGAUCACCUGGUUCCAUGACGGGAAAGUGGUGGGACACCAGAACACGUUCAAGAUCGCGGCCGUCACACACUCGCACAGCGGAACGUACAGCUGCGUGGCCAAGAACAGCGCUGGCGAGGAGUCCAUACACACCACCCUGGAGGUGCUAGAGGCCCCUCACUUUGGAGAGACGGGAGAGGUCAUCAUCGAGAAGGUCGCCCUCAGCCCAGUCACCAUCCCCUGCCCUGCCAGAGGUUCUCCUCAGCCUAAGGUGCGCUGGUUUAAAAAUGGCCUGGAAGUCCACCACAGCCAAUCAGAGCUGGGCAUCAGCAUCACCCCGGAGGGCUCGCUGCUGAUUGGCUCCCUGUCUGCCAGUCACAGUGCAGACUUUAAGUGUGUGGCCACCAACGAGGCCGGGUCGGUGGAGAGGAAGACCCGGCUGAAAGUUAUCGUCCCCCCAGAGAUCCAGGAUGAUGGGCAGCCCCUGAACCUGACAGUGACCCAGAGGCAGCCUCUCACGCUGGGCUGCGACGCCUUCGGCAUCCCCUCACCCUCCAUCACCUGGACCAAAGACGGCAAACCUGUGGUGCAGACCCCGGGAGUGUACCUGCAGAAUGGGAACAGACUCUUGCGGAUCUAUCGGGUCCAGCCGGAACACGCUGGCCGGUUCUCCUGUAAGGCGCAGAACCCGGCAGGGGAGACACGCAGGGACUACAACAUAGACGUGCAAGCUCCCCCUGUAAUCUCAGGUUCUGGAGGGGUGCAGGAUGUAUCUGUGGUGGUUGAGCAACAGGUGGAGAUGCAGUGUCGUGUGAGUGGGAAGCCCCUGCCCAAAGUGGAGUGGACUCGUGACGGAGAGGUCCUGUCUCGUAGCGGUGACCCCCAUGUUGAGUUCCUGGAGGAAGGGCAGGUGCUGCGGGUCAAGUCGGUACGUCUGAGAGACCAGGGCCUCUACCAGUGUGUGGCAAGCAACAACGCCGGUGCCCAGACACGCCAGUUCAGACUCACUGUCCAGGAGGCUCCAUCCAUCAGGGGCUCGGAGGAGCCAGAGGAGGUGUCGGUGGUGCUGGGCUUCCCCGUGGUGCUGCGCUGUGAGGCUGAGGGGGCGCCGCGGCCCAGCAUCACCUGGCUGAGGGACAGCCUGCCCCUGGUGUCCAGCCCCCAGACCACUUACCUGCGAGGGGGGCAGGAGCUACGCCUGGGGGCUACCCGGGCCGACGACGCGGGGUCCUACACCUGCCGUGCCACCAACCCGGCCGGCACCGCACACCGCCACUACACGCUCAGCAUUCUGGUUCCUCCUCAGAUUGAAGGAGGGGACUCUGUGUCGGUGAUGUUUGGCCACAGGGAGGAGAAAGUCCGCAUCAACGGAACUCUGCUGCUGUCCUGCCUGGCCAAAGCCUUCCCUGAGCCCAUCACCCAGUGGUUCAAAGAUGGACAGAUGGUGAGGGGGGCGUCUCACCCCGGGCUGCGGGCAGAUGGUCACCUGCUGCACCUUGAGAAUGCUGCACUGACUCACGAGGGACAGUACACCUGUGUGGUCACUAACCCAGCAGGAGAGGACAAGAGGGACUUCCACGUCACCAUACAGGUACCCCCCAUCUUCCAGCGCGUGAGUAACGGUGUGGCAGGCUGGUCGCUGGGUGAGGAUGAUGAUGAUGAAGGUGAUGUGAUGACGGAGCAGAGGGAGGUGGUGCUAGGUCAUCCAGUCUCCCUGACCUGCGAAAGCAACGCCAUCCCCCCACCCCUGCUCAGCUGGUACCGGCACGGACGCAAACUCACCAGCGCCGACGGAGUCGUACUGCUACCAGGGGGUCAGACACUGCAGAUCCCUCGUGUCCAGCUAGAGGAUGCUGGGAAAUAUACGUGUCAGGCGGUAAACGAGGCAGGAGAGGACCGCAUGCACUUUGACCUGGAAGUACUGGUUGCCCCGGUGAUCUCGAGCCAAUCGGAUGAGUUUGUGGAGGAGGUGAGCGCGGUGGUGAACAGCACGGUGGUCCUGCGGUGUGACGCCACAGGAAACCCGCCGCCUGCCAUCUCCUGGCUCAGGGACGGCCGACCGCUCUUCAGCGGAGACCACCACCAGAUCCUGGAGGACGGAGCAGCACUGGAGCUCCUGGGCGUGCAGGUGUCGGACAUGGCCGGGUACCUGUGUGUGGCAGAGAACAAGGUGGGCGCCGUGGAGAAGCUCUUUAGCCUGUCUGUGCAAGUUCCGCCAAAGAUGAUUGGCCAGAAGGACGAGGAAGUGAGUGUGGUGGAGGGUCACAUGGUGUCUUUGCUAUGCGAUGUCCAGGCGUACCCCCCACCUGAGAUCACCUGGACACGAGACGGACAGCUGCUCCAGUUCAGUACCGGAAUGCACAUACUACCAGGUGGUCAGAUGCUUCAGCUUCCACGGGCUCGUAAGGAGGACGCUGGUCAGUAUGUUUGCACAGCCACAAAUUCAGCCGGUCAAGAUCAGAAGAGCAUCCUGCUCAAUAUCUACGUUCUCCCGUCCCUGGUGCCCCGCCCUGAGUAUGAGUCAGAGGUCAUGACCCCUCAUGUGGGGUCAACGGUGUCUCUCAGCUGCGAGGCUCAGGGCACACCAGAACCCAAGGUCACAUGGUACCACAACGGACUCCAGCUCACCCCCGGCAACGGCCUCAAGAUAGAGCGCCACCGCCUGGACAUUCAGGGAAUACAGGUGGCUGACGGGGGGCUGUACACCUGUAAGGUGUCGAACGUGGCUGGCCAUGUGGACCGCACCUUCAGAGUCACGGUACACGUGCCCCCAGUGCUGGAGGGUCCUCUCCACGAGUCCGUCACCCAGACGCUGGGUACCCACGUCACCCUGCUGUGUGAGGCCACCGGCGUUCCUGUCCCCAGCGUCACAUGGCUCAAAGACGGCACUCCCAUUGAGAGCAGUCUGCAGUGGCAGUGGUCAGUUCGGGGCAGCAGGUUGGAGCUGGGUCCUCUGCAGCUCUCCCACGCCGGCACCUACACCUGCGUGGCCAAAAACAACGAGGGACAGACACAGAAGGACUAUGCACUCACUGUACAAGUGUCACCCACCAUCCUGGAUUCGGGGCGUCCGUCUGACGUGAGCGGGCCCGUGGGGGAGCAGCUGACCCUGGAGUGCCGAGUGAUGGGAACCCCGACACCGCAGGUCAGCUGGCUCAAGGACGGUGUCACGCUGGACGGCUCGGACGCAGGACACCUCAGUAUCUCACCAGAUGGGGGCGCCCUGACUCUACUGAGCCUGCGUCCAGAGGACUCUGGGACAUACACCUGUCUGGCAGUGAGCCCAGCUGGACAGGAGAGCAAGAUCUACUCCCUCUUCGUCAUGGUGCCCCCGUCCAUCAGCGGUGAGAGCAGCAGCCCGCGUGAGCUGCAGGCCACGCAGAACAGCGUGGUCACCCUGGAGUGCCAGACGUCGGGGAACCCGCCGCCCCAGAUCAGCUGGCUCAAGAACGGCCGCCCACUAGCCCUGUCCUCGCGCACACGACUCCUCAGCAGAGACUCUGUAGUCAGGAUCUCUCCGGUGCAGCUCUCUGAUGCUGGAGUGUACACCUGUGUGGCCCGCAGUCGAGCUGGUCAGGACGAACUCAACUUUGACCUGCAGGUUCAAGUCCCUCCAGGUGUGGACCAUGUGGAGCCCACGGAGCAGGUGACGGUGGUGUCGGGGUCCCAGGUGACGCUCACCUGCGAGGCGCGUGGCGUGCCCCCGCCCACUCUCACCUGGCUGAAGGACGGUCAGCCGCUGUCUCUGCAGCGGAACCUGCUGCUGGACGGUCAGGAGACGCGCCUCCAGCUGCCGCUCGUGGGAUUGGCCGACGCCGGACUGUACAGCUGCGUCGCUUCCAACCAGGCCGGGUCCAGCACCAAGACCUUCAACCUCACCGUCCUGGAACCCCCGCGUAUCUCCGGCUCGUCGUCCCCUGAGGAGAUGCUGGUGGCGGUGGACAGUGUGCUGGAGCUGGAGUGUGUGGCCGAGGGGCUCCCCCCUCCCUCCCUGAGCUGGCUGAAGGACGGCCAGCCCCUGGGGGAGAGAUCUGACCUCAUCCAGAGGGGGGGGCAGCUCCUCAGGAUCAAUAAAGUACAGGUGGAGGAUGCUGGCCUCUACACCUGUCUGGCCUCAAGUCCAGCUGGAGAGGACGGUAGAAAUCACUGGGUUCGAGUCCAAGUUCCGCCCACCCUCCUCGGCUCGGAUGAUGUCAGAGUGGUCUCCGUCCCGAAAAAAGGUCACCUGACCCUGGAGUGCCAGACGGAGGGAGACCCGCCUCCCAUGAUCGAGUGGUACAAGGACGACGCCAAACUGCAGCCGGGCGGUCGUAUCCAGAGCAUCGCUGGCGGUCAGAUUCUGGAGAUUGCGGACGUGCGGUCGGAGGACAGUGGCCAGUAUAGCUGCAUGGUGACCAACAUCGCCGGAAGCUCCAGCCUCUUCUUCACCGUGGAAAUCUUAUUGCCUCCGGUCAUCAGAGAGGGCAGCUCAGUGGUCACAGCACAUGUCAAUCAGGAUGCUGUCCUACCGUGCGAGGUGCAGGGCGGGACGUCUCCGUCUGUGAUCUGGAGGAGGGACAGUGGUCCACUGGCGCUAGGCAAUGGCAGGUACACCCUGUUGUCCGAGGGCUCUCUACGUAUUGAGUCUGUCCAGGUGGCUGACGCAGGCAGGUACUACUGCACCAUCUCCAAUGCAGCAGGCUCGGACCACAGAGGCAUGGACCUCAGAGUGUUUGUUGGCCCCUCCAUCAGUGCGGGGCCGCUGAAUGUGACGGUGACGUCGGGCCAGCGGGCAGUCUUGAGCUGCGAGGCCACAGGUGCACCUGCUCCCACGGUCACCUGGAGGAGGAACGGAGCGCCGCUCAACACCGACCUCCCCUCAGGGACCUACAGACUGCUGUCCUCUGGUUCUCUGGUCCUGCUGGCGCCCUCUGAGGACGAUGAAGGCUACUUCGAGUGUGUGGCCGAGAACGAGGCUGGAGAGGAACGCAGGGUCAUCGAGGUCAUUCUCCAAGUCCCCCCGACCAUCGAGGAUGAUGUCACCACCGUCACGGCGAUUAAGAUGUCUCCCGUGGUUCUGCCCUGCCAGGCAACAGGCCGUCCAGAACCAACCGUCAGCUGGACCAAGAGCGGCGCCCAGCUGGGUUCCCGGGGGGGUAGUCACCGGGUCCUGCCCACGGGUGCUCUGGAGAUCACUGCUAGUCUCCCAAGCCAUGCAGGGAGGUACACCUGUGCAGCCCGCAACCCUGCAGGCGUGGCCUACAAACAUGUCACUCUCAGCGUGCAAGAGCCUCCAGAGGUCAGACCCAUGGCCGAGGAAGUCCAGGUGGUGCUGCACCAGGGUGUCGUCCUGCCCUGUGAUGUCACAGGCUUCCCCCGACCCUCCAUCACCUGGCAGAGGGAGGGCGUUCCCCUGGCAACCGGGCACCGGAUGGCUCUUCUGUCCAAUGGAGCCCUCAAGUUCUCUCGGGUUACCCUGGGCGAUGCCGGAACCUACCAGUGCCUGGCUCAGAACGCAGCUGGCACUGCCGUGGGUAGAAUCCGCCUGGUUCUGCAAGUGCCCCCGGUGUUGAGUGUUCCGCGGUCGGAGUACUCCGCUGUGCUGGGCCAGCUGGCCAGCCUGGAGUGUGGUGCGGACGGGCAGCCUCCCCCCGAGGUGAGCUGGCACAGGGACCGGCGCCCCCUGGUGGAUGGCACACACCUGCGUGUCUUCGCCAACGGAACCCUGCGCAUCACGGCCGUCCAGCGCGGUGACGCGGGUCUCUACACCUGCUCCGCCCACAACACCGCGGGCAGGGCCAGCCAUGACAUCAGACUCAUCGUCCAGAUCCCGCCCAUGAUUCCUGUUGGCCAGUCGGAACUGUCAGUCAUCCAGGGUUUCCAGGCACUGUUGCCAUGCGCCGCUCAGGGUCAGCCGGAACCUCGGGUCACCUGGGAGAAGGGCGGGCUCCUGGUGCCCAACCUCCCGGGAAAAUUCACCACGCUCCGCUCAGGAGAACUCAUCAUCGAGAGGGCUGAGCCUGGCGACGCAGGUGUGUUUACCUGUGUGGCCACCAACGCCGCCGGCUCCACUCGACAGGACAUCCAGCUGUCGGUCAACAUGCGGCCCGCCUUCAAAGAGCUGCCCGGAGACGUUACUCUCAACCGAGGGCAGCCGCUCAGCCUGUCCUGCCACGCCCAGGGCACACCUACACCCAGCAUCACCUGGACAUUCAACAACAGCCCGCUUACAGGGGUGACCGUGGACGAGUCAGGCCGCAGCUCGCUGCUUGUUGAGAAUGUGACGACGGCCGAUGCGGGCACAUACGUCUGCGUGGCGGAGAACAGCGUGGGCAGCAUACGGGCACUGUCCUUCGUGCGGGUCAGAGAGCCCCCGUUGCUGCGCGGUGAGGCCCACACGUCCCAGCUGGUACCGCAGGGUGGGGUGGCGCUGCUGGACUGCGCUGUGCGAGGUGACCCAGUACCCGCACUACGCUGGUUCCGAGAUGGACGGCCGCUCCUGGAUUCGCUGCGACUCCACCCCCUUCGCAACGGCUCAUUGGCCAUCUACAGCGUCACGAGUGGAGACUCUGGGGAGUAUCGGUGUGUAGCAGAGAGUGAGGCUGGUGUGGCGGAGAGGACCAUCUCUCUCAAAGUUCAAAUCCCUGGAGGAUACUCCAGCUGGCAGUCCUGGAGCCCUUGUAGUGUCAGCUGUGGGCGGGGCAUCCAGGAGCGAAUCAGAUUGUGCAACAACCCAGCUCCUGCCAAUGGUGGGCCUCCAUGUGAGGGCCCCAGUGUGGACUCCAAAGCAUGCCAGGCUUCUUUGUGUCCAGGGGAGUCUCCUCGGCGUGCGCGGGGCAGUUUGAUCGGCAUGGUGAAUGAGCGGGAGUUUGGCGUGGCCUUCCUGGAGGCCAACAUCACAGAGAACCCUGAGGAGGGCACCAGCACUCUGGAGGCCCACGUGGACAACAUCCCCCCCAGUGUGGGUCCUCUCCUGCGUGUGCUAGUCUCUGUGUUCGCCCCCAUCUACUGGACAACGGUGCACCAGACGGAGGAGACUCUGAACGGCUACUCCCAGACUCAGGGCAACUUCAGACAGGAAUCCCAGCUGGAGUUCGAUACUGGGGAAAUCCUGAAGCUGACACAUGUUGCUCGAGGCCUUGAUUCUGAGGGGGUGCUCCUGGUGGACAUAGUCAUCAAUGGCUACCUGCCUCCCAUCCUGGCCACAUCACACCUCACCCUACAGGAGUUUGACGAGUCGUACGUGCAGACGGGCCCUGGGCAGCUGUACGGCUGGUCGUCCCAGAGCCACCAGCGGGGGGACGGGACGCCCCUGGUGCUGCGCUGCAACCACACGCUGGCCUUCGAGGGGCCCGCCGAGCGGCAGGGGCCGCUACUCCAGCUGCUCCGACUCACCGCCGUCAGCGGCAGCUAUAGCACGCUCACGCUCAGCCUGGACUUCCAGAUGACCGCUACGCUAAUGCUGCCAGAUGGUGAUGGAGAGUCCUGCCCCAAUGGGUUUGUGCUGGAUACAGCUUCAUACUGUACUGAUGAGGAUGAGUGUGUGGUUGGAUCUCCCUGCUCUCACUCCUGCAGCAACAUCAUGGGGGGAUUCUCCUGCACCUGCCCCACCGGGUUCUCCAUCUCCCCCAAAUCACACACGUGCCAAGACAUUGAUGAGUGUGGCCAGGGUUCCCACAUGUGCCACUACAACCAGCUGUGCGUGAACACCGUGGGCACCUACCGGUGCCAGGCCCGCUGCGGACCCGGCUUCAAGCCCAGCCUCUCCGGGACCGGCUGCGAGGAUGUGGAUGAGUGUAAGGAGUCAGCGGUGUCGCCAUGCCAACACCAGUGUCUCAACACACUGGGCUCGUACCGCUGCGCCUGUCACACUGGGUACCAGAUGUCUGGUCAUCGUUGUCUAGACAUCAAUGAGUGCAUGAGAAACGUGUGUCCAGCUAAUCAGCAGUGUCGGAACACGGAAGGCGGGUACCAGUGCUUUGACAGCUGCCCCGCUGGCAUGACAACAACCGAGGAAGGCUCCUGCGCGGACAUUGAUGAGUGUCAGGACGGCAGUCACAUGUGCCGGUACAGCCAGAUCUGCCAGAACACAGUGGGAGGCUACGGGUGUGUGUGUCCCAGAGGCUACAGCUCACAGGGGGUCGGCCGCCCAUGCCUUGACAUCGAUGAGUGCCUGCAGAACCCCAGCCCUUGCGCCCACCAGUGCCGGAACGUUCCGGGCAGCUUCCGGUGCCUGUGCCCGCCUGGCACGGUGCUGCUGGGCGACGGGCGCUCGUGCGCGGGGCUGGAGCGCGGGCACACGCUUCGGAACGGCACGCGGGUACGGGUGCCCCUGCGGCCCCAGCUGGUGUCCACGCUGGGCAGACCCUACCUGCCCAGGCUGGCACAGGUGCCCGAGCGCCAGCACAGCUCCCGGAGCCCGCGGCACGGAUGCCCAGCCGGCUACACCAGCGAGGACGGCACCUGCGUGGACAUUGAUGAGUGUGCCCAGAGGAAGCCAUGCCAACAUGAGUGCAGGAACACUGUGGGUAGCUACCGCUGCCAGUGCCCGCCCGGGUACCAACUUAUGCCCAACGGACGCACCUGCAAAGACAUCGAUGAGUGUGCGGUCCAAGGGGUCCAGUGUGGACUCAAUCAGAUGUGCUUUAACACACGCGGAGGAUACCAGUGCCUGGACACACCCUGCCCUGCUUCCUACCACCGUGGGGGAACCCCAGGGACGUGCUACCGGCCGUGCUCGCGUCUGGACUGCGCUGCUGGCGGCUCCCCCCUGCUGCUGCAGUACAAGCUGCUGACCCUCCCCCUGGGCAUCCCGUCCAGCCACAGCGUGGUGCGUCUGUCCGCCUUCUCCGAGUCGGGCACGCUGCAGGAGCGCACGUCCUUCCGGCUGCUGGAGCAGAGCGCAGAGGACGGCAGCCGGCCCUUCGGCGUCCGUGACGAGGGCGGGAGGGGCAUCAUCUUCACGCUGCGCCCGCUGGAGCGGCCGGGACUGGUCAAGCUCAGGGUGCAGGCCACUACGCUGUCGGAGCAGGGCCGCGUCACCUACCAGAGCAUCUUCAUCAUCUACAUCUCCAUCUCCACUUACCCCUACUAAACACACACACACACACAUACGGACACAAAGAGAGACAUGGAUACAAAAAGCCUUACUGAACUGCCACACAUCCAGAUACACACACACACACAAAAACACACACACACACACACACAUACGGACACAAAGAGACAUGGAUACAAAAAGCCCUACUGAACUGCCACACAUCCAGAUACACACACACACACACAAAAACACACACACACACACACACACAUACGGACACAAAGAGACAUGAACACAAAAAGCCCUACUGAACAGCCCCACAUCUAGAUACACACACAGUUACUGAACACAAACGCACACACACACACACACAUAAACACAUUUCUAAGCACACCCAUUGACUACAGGAUUUGGGAGGGGCUCUUGCAGACGGCAGAGCUGGCACGCAUGCGGCCCUGUCCUGACCUCUAUUGGUCUUUAGAACCACCAGGACAUGCGGGGGUGGACAGCCAAUGUGCCUUAUUAUAAUACAGAGCCAAUCUGAGGGAAUACAAGCAGCCAAUGUCCCUAAGUAAUAAACAGAGACAAUCUGCAUUAAACAUCUAAGGUGCUUUAGUAUCAAUAAAACCAGUGUACAGCUCAUUGCGCUACAAGCCAUUUGGAAAUAUCUCACUAAGACAACACAGGUUACCUGGGAUUGUGAAAGCCUUGCAAAAAGAAAAGUAUUUUAUCUGUCCAACUGGUUUAGAUUGGCUUUUAUUCUGAUCCUCACUGAAAUGCUGCCCCCUUCAAGAAAGGAGUAAAGUCACAGAUUAGAUGUUAACAUGUAAAAUGUGUUCAAAUAUUCAAUGUGCUUUAGCUUAAGCAAUCUGUGUAGAUUUAAACAGCCAAAGUGCUUUAGUGUUACAGUGCAGAAUGGCAACAGAAGGUUCCCUUUUCCUCUGCAGUUUGACCUGCUUCUAUCACCAGUUGUUACAGUUCAGAGCAACAACAGAAGGUUUCCUUUUCCUCUGCAGUUUGACCUGCUUCUAUCACCAGUUGUUACAGUUCAGAGCAACAACAGAAGGUUUCCUUUUCCUCGGCAACAACAGAAGGUUUCCUUUUCCUCGGCAACAACAGAAGGUUUUUCUUUUCCUCGGCAACAACAGAAGGUUUCCUUUUCCUCGGCAACAACAGAAGGUUUUUCUUUUCCUCGGCAACAACAGAAGGUUUCCUUUUCCUCGGCAGUUUAUCACCAUUUGCAGGCCCCACAGGGACACGUUGGCAGAGCUGAGGAUAGCUGUCCUCCCUGACCAAUGCAGAGCUGAGGAUAGCUGUCCUCCCUGACCAAUGCAGAGCUGAGGAUAGCUGUCCACCAAUGCCUUACCAAAGGGCAGAAAAACAUAUACAUCCAGGAUGUCAAACAUCCACCCUGGUCACCUGAUGCCACACCUCCGGUUAAAGGCUAGUCUGUGACUUCAUGCAGACUCACAGGGUGUCUAUCGCAGGCCAUGGACUUACCUUUAACAUUCUGUAGAUAGCAGCCCACCCAGUUAGAUAGCAGUUCUGCAGCCAUACACACA
Molecule: messenger RNA, 14565 nt
Organism: Alosa sapidissima (American shad)
Lineage: Eukaryota; Metazoa; Chordata; Actinopteri; Clupeiformes; Clupeidae
Product: hemicentin-1-like
Biological process (GO): dendrite self-avoidance; axon guidance; homophilic cell-cell adhesion
Cellular component (GO): plasma membrane; axon
Molecular function (GO): calcium ion binding; cell-cell adhesion mediator activity
Source: RefSeq, a predicted model, not a curated record